CCCGCUUCGCUAGUCUUUCUUCUCGCUUUUGUAGACUCUACACGGCGCAAGUGUACGAGGCUGGCGUAAAAGGUAGGUACACAGCACACGCAGCGACGCAGCCAGUGUCCAGUGCACAGUCUCUACCUGGUCUCUAGGUCUCUACGGAUUUUCUUGUGUACUUACAACUGUUGUGAAUCGUAAAAGCGACACCACGUAUACUAUCAGAAGAAUGGGAGAUCUGCAGAACCAGGAUGCCAUAGCCGUGGCUCAGCUGGAGUUAGGGAAUAAUCCCAAUGCCCUUGCCUUGCGUAGGCCUUUUGAUCCAAUGGCUCAUGACCUGGACGCAACCUUCCGCUUGACGCGGUUUGCCGACUUAAAAGGAUGAGGGUGUAAGGUCCCUCAGGAGAUUCUUGGCAAACUCCUUGAGGGACUGCAGGCUGACGAUGGUAGCGCCCAGGAUCAUGAGCAUGGACACUUCAUGCACAUGGCCACACCUCGUAUUGGCAUAGGCAUGGAUUCCUCUGUGACUCCACUGAGACACGGUGGCCUCAGUUUGGUUCAAACAACAGACUUUUUCUAUCCACUCGUCGAUGACCCUUACAUGAUGGGUAAAAUUGCUUGUGCCAAUGUGCUCAGUGAUUUAUAUGCAAUGGGAGUAACGGAGUGCGAUAACAUGCUGAUGCUGCUAGGAGUGAGUACAAAAAUGACUGAAAAAGAGAGAGAUGUCGUAGUGCCUCUGAUCAUGCGAGGAUUCAAAGAUUCUGCACUCGAAGCUGGGACUACUGUGACUGGUGGUCAGACUGUUGUCAAUCCGUGGUGUACUAUCGGUGGCGUUGCCACGACGGUCUGCCAAGCAAAUGAAUACAUAGUUCCAGACUUGGCGGUCAUGGGUGACGUGCUGGUCCUGACAAAGCCUUUGGGUACUCAAGUAGCAGUUAAUGCACAUCAGUGGCUUGAUCAGCCAGAUCGUUGGAAUCGAAUUAAGUUAGUCGUUAGUGAAGAUGACGUACGGAAAGCUUAUCAACGUACAAUGGACAGCAUGGCAAGACUCAACCGAAUAGCUGCACGACUAAUGCAUAAGUAUAAUGCUCACGGGGCCACGGACGUCACUGGUUUUGGUCUUUUGGGUCAUGCUCAGACGUUAGCGAAACAUCAAAAAAACGAAGUAUCGUUUGUUAUUCACAAUUUACCAGUUAUUUCUAAGAUGGCUGCAGUAGCCAAGGCCUGUGGCAACAUGUUCCAGCUUUUGCAGGGGCACUCCGCUGAAACCAGUGGUGGACUUCUCAUUUGCUUACCAAGAGAACAAGCUGCUGCAUAUUGCAAGGACAUCGAAAAGCAAGAAGGUUACCAGGCUUGGAUUAUAGGAAUUGUGGAGAAAGGAAAUCGUACAGCUCGAAUAAUUGACAAACCACGAGUCAUAGAAGUGCCAUCAAAAGAGAAGGAUGGCGAGCUAUGGUAAUAAAAAUGGAAGAAAAGACCGCAGGACCUUUUCUAAUUUAAAGAGAAAAGAGGAAAUUGUACCUUUUUGUUUCUAUCAGUUGAAAGUUUGAUAUUUAUCAUGCCUUUUUACACAGAUGAUCAUUGUCUGAUUUUUUUAGAACAUUUUAUUUUUUAUUUGAACUUGUAAAAGAAAAAAGGCAAUGUUACUUUUUUUUAUAAAUUAGUUUCCUGAAUUUUUUUACAAGUUGCUUUAUUUGUUAUGAUUUUACUUGAGUGAGUUAUGUGAAGUUUGAGACAUGUGUGACCAUAAAAAUUCUGACUCAAUCAUACGCACAUGUAUGUAAAUUGAAAAAAAUCAUGUACGAAAGCUCAAUAAUUGAAUAAGAACAAUGUCAUCUAUUUUUGGGUAUAACAAUAAACUUAAAACCUUGAAA
Messenger RNA from Copidosoma floridanum, 1856 nucleotides. It is a transcript of the gene Sps1, whose product is annotated as inactive selenide, water dikinase. NCBI's taxonomy places the organism in Eukaryota, Metazoa, Arthropoda, Insecta, Hymenoptera, Encyrtidae. Gene Ontology annotation, biological process: L-selenocysteine biosynthetic process. The record is from RefSeq and is a predicted model, not a curated record. Gene Ontology annotation, molecular function: selenide, water dikinase activity; ATP binding. Gene Ontology annotation, cellular component: cytoplasm.